Rotaria sp. Silwood2 is the source of this 1035-nucleotide messenger RNA. Lineage: Eukaryota; Metazoa; Rotifera; Eurotatoria; Philodinida; Philodinidae. The record is from the annotation of a GenBank genome assembly.
AUGGUUCAAGCUGAAGCAGUUCGUCUAUUGGAUUCAUAUUUAUCUCCAUGCGUUUCAGGUGCUAAAAAAAUUAUUAAUUCAUUGGACAAGCCCUUAAUAUCACUACGUGGAAGUUCCGUUGAUAUUCAUCCGAACGCAAGAUGGUCACAGAAUGGUAUUACUGUUGCUGGAGGAAAUGGAGAAGGCAGUGGAAAUCAUCAACUGCAAUACCCCCUGGGUUUGUUCUUUGAUGAUGAUCAGCAAAUUGUCUAUGUUGCUGAUCAUACAAAUCAUCGUAUCAUUGAAUGGAAGUGCGAUGCAGCGAAUGGCCGUGUGGUAGCGGGUGGAAAUGGAGCAGGGAGUGGAACACAUCAGUUGCAUAACCCACAUGAUGUGAUUGUUGAUAAAGAGACCAAUACUCUCAUUAUAUCUGAGUAUUCUAAUAAAAGAAUAGUCCGAUGGCCUCGUCAGAAUGGUACACGUGGAGAAAUACUUAUUUCAAAUAUCGGUUGCGUCAGUUUGACAAUGGACGACACUGGUUUUCUCUAUGUCGUUGACUAUGAUAAACAUGAAGUGAGACGAUAUCGAAGAGGAGAAUCUCAAGGCACUAUAGUCGCAGGUGGUAAUGGGCAAGGAAAUCGUCUCGAUCAACUCUCCUACCCACACUAUGUAUUUGUCGAUCGAGAUCAUUCAGUCUACGUGUCUGAUAACGGAAAUCAUCGUGUAAUGAAAUGGGUGGAAGGUGCAAAACAAGGUAUUGUCGUAGCCGGUAAUCAAGGACAAGGAAGUAGUCUUUCUCAACUGAAUGGGCCUCGAGGACUCGUUGUCGAUCAACGGGGAGCAGUCUAUGUAGUUGAUCAAUACAAUCAUCGAGUCAUGCGUUGGCCGAAAGGAGCCUCCCAAGGCAAUGUCAUUAUUGGUGGAAACGGUGCAGGAGCACAAUCGAAUCAACUCUAUUAUCCGUUUGGUUUAUCAUUCGAUCGUCAAGGUAAUCUCUAUGUCGCCGAUGAUUACAAUCAUCGAGUACAAAAAUUUAACAUUGGCUCAAAUACCUAA